Messenger RNA from Musa acuminata AAA Group (dessert banana), 1352 nucleotides. RefSeq names its product putative pectinesterase 63. Gene Ontology annotation, molecular function: pectinesterase activity. The record is from RefSeq and is a predicted model, not a curated record. The transcript has 4 exons. Bases 75 to 1352 code for a protein of 425 amino acids. Gene Ontology annotation, biological process: cell wall modification; pectin catabolic process. Lineage: Eukaryota; Viridiplantae; Streptophyta; Magnoliopsida; Zingiberales; Musaceae.
UCCAAAAAAAUUUAUUUUCUAAUCAAUUUUAUUAGCAUUAGGAAUUCAAAAUACUUACUAACCCUAAUAAUAUCAUGCUAACAAUUUGUGUUGGAUGGUGGCCUUUCAAGAUGCCUCAGUUACGUUAUACCGGCAAUAUGGCCAUGUUUGGUAACCGUAGCAGGCGAGAAGGAUCACAUAAGAAGCUGGACCGGUUUAUUCGUUUCCUUCACCUCUCUUUCCUUCCUUCUCAUGCUCCUCCUCCUCCUCCUCCUCCUCCUCCAUCGAAGAUGAGACGACAAUUGGGACAAGCUCACUCUCCGGCCGCCCUCCUUGCAGCCCUCUUCUGCCUCCGUAUCCUCCCCGCCCUCGCGGCCGCCGCUGACUUGGGCAACCUCGAACCACCAAGUGCACCGACCCUAGAACCACUCCUCGCAGUGACGGAGCGAAGCGGGAGGGUCGUGACGGUGAGGAAGGACGGCACCGGAGACUUCCGAACGAUCACGGACGCCGUCAAAAGCAUCCCAUCCGGCAACACCGCCCGCACCGUCAUCAAGAUCGGCCCGGGGGUCUACCGGGAGAAGAUCCUCGUCGACCGGUCCAGGCCGUACGUCACGUUCUACGGCCAACCCGGUGCGAUGCCGACGAUAUCGUUCGACGGCACGGCUGCGAGGUACGGGACGGCGAACAGCGCCACCGUCGCCGUGGAGUCCAGCUACUUCGUCGCGAGCAACGUGAUCUUCGAGAACACGGCACCGAUGCCAAGCGACGGAGUGCAGGGAGCUCAAGCGGUGGCGAUGAGGAUAUCGGGGGACAUGGCAGCCUUCUACAACUGCAAGUUCUACGGAUACCAAGACACGCUUUGCGAUGACACCGGCAGGCAUUUCUUCAAGAACUGCUUCAUUAGGGGAACAGUCGACUUCAUCUUUGGCAAUGGCAGAUCCAUCUACCAGGUUCUAUACUCCCUUCUGCUUCCUCUCUGUUGCACACUUAAUGUGGCAGAUAAUGUCGCCUACAUUACAGCACAAGCGAGAUCUAAUCCAUCAGAUAAGAGUGGCUUCUCCUUCAUCCACUGCAACAUCACAGGCACCGGGAACGCAUUCCUGAGCCGGGCAUGGCGAGAGAUGUCGAGGGUGGUCUUCUCCUACACCCACAUGGGCCGCCUCAUCGACCCCAGAGGCUGGGACAACAAGGGCGUCGCCGGCCGCAACAGGACGGUGUACUUUGGCGAGUACAAGUGCUUGGGACCUGGGGCUGUUACCGAUGGGCGUGUGAACUAUGCCAGAUUACUCAAUGAUAAGCAGGCAAGGCCAUUCCUCACCAUGGACUUCAUCCAAGCACAAUCAUGGCUUCUUCCUCCCCCUGCAGUCUAG